This is a messenger RNA of Acipenser ruthenus (sterlet), 3327 nucleotides long. Its product is annotated as calpain-A-like. The transcript has 12 exons. NCBI's taxonomy places the organism in Eukaryota, Metazoa, Chordata, Actinopteri, Acipenseriformes, Acipenseridae. Gene Ontology annotation, molecular function: calcium-dependent cysteine-type endopeptidase activity. Gene Ontology annotation, biological process: proteolysis. The coding region runs from base 711 to 2522 and encodes 603 amino acids. The record is from RefSeq and is a predicted model, not a curated record. Gene Ontology annotation, cellular component: cytoplasm.
CUGCUGAGCUGUCUAUGAGGAUCCCUGUCUGAUGUGGGCACGAAGGUCUAUCACUGCCCAUCACUUCUCCAUGUGUGUGAAUGGACCUCAGCAACUGGAGCCUGCACUGUUCAAAAUAAUAGACAUUGCAUUUUCUUUGGGGUGCUGGACUCUGUAUUCCAAGCACAGGCUGGGUUGUACGGCAGAUUUCUGAAGAUAUUGAGAACAGUCAGCAGGUCAGGCGAUGAAAGAAAACUACACAGAUUCCUGGUUUGUAUCCUGGAAGAGGGAAUACAGGAACAUGACUGGAUGGAUAGCCCACAGUAUGUAAAUGCAAGGCAAGCGAGAUAAGGAUUCCAUGCUGGUAAAACAGUAACGCAUUGGAUUGAAUUGAAUUGAAUUGCUGUGUGUAAUGGUUCACAGGAGUUAUAUACAUCAGCUGGCUCCUUGUAUUUGUAUGUGAAGAAGUGAUAAUAUUGACUAUAGGAACAACGAUCUCAUUCAGAAGAGAGUGUCGGCUAUGUAACUCUGUCCACUAAACUUAAAGAGACCAGAGGAGAAGACAGUUAUACAGUGCAUGAAGUGGUCAGAAUUGCUGGAGUCUAUUUACAUUGAGUGGCGGGUGAAACAUCUUGGUAAUGCCUUGGUAGAAGCUGUCGUGCUUGCAAGUUCAGGGUUUGUCCUGAAGACUAAUCCAGGAGGGAAGGGAACUGGCCUGCUGGUAGUAUCCGAUGGGGAAUAGCUGUUCCUGCAGCCACACCACGGUCACACAGAUUCAUGUAGUGAAGACACAGCCAGUCUCAGAGCCGUGUCAAACAGCUGGGGCAGGCUCCUCUAAACAGCCACGCGUACCUGUGGAGACUCACCCAGUCUCAGAGCGUCACGAUGAGGCUGAUAGGAAGGGCGCGGAGCUGGGGUUAAAGGCCAAAACGUGGGACCAAAUCACAGGAGGCAUUCAGGCCCUCCUGGACGGCCGGGAGAGAGACAGCGAGCUAGACCUCUGCUGCCAAUCAGGGGCGAGCAGCAGGGGCGCAGCCAAGCAGAGUGAAGACAAAGUGCUCAACUCAGCACGAUACCAGGAGGUGCUGUCAGAGCUGCAGACUGGAGAGCUCUGGAAGGACCCGGACUUCCCCCCUGCCCCAGCAUCUCUGACCUACGAAGAGGUUCCACCACCAGCAAUCCAGUGGCUUCGAGCUUCGCAGCUGCACCCGGCUGCCUGUUUCAUGGAUGACGGGGUCAGUAAGGGUGACAUCAUCCAGGGGGAGCUGGGGGACUGCUGGUUUUGGGCCUCUGUGGCCACCAUCCUUCACUCCAGGAGGCUCAUCGAGAAGGUCAUACCCCCAGGUCAGACCAUCUCGGAGCGGGAGAUCUACACCGGACUGUUCCGGUUCCGGUUCUGGCAGUUCGGGAGCUGGGUGGAGGUCCUGGUCGAUGACUUCCUCCCGACCCGCAAUGGCAGGCUGAUUUACGCUCGCUCGGCCGUGGGGAACGAGUUCUGGCCUUCCCUGCUGGAGAAAGCCUUCGCCAAGCUGCACGGCUCAUACCAGGCGAUUGAGGGAGGCUGGACGCUGGACGCUCUCACUGACCUAACCGGCGGGGUGGGGGAGAUGUACCGCAUCAGGGAUUUCACUGGCCGUCAAGAUCAGCUCUACAGCCACCUGGCCACAGCGUCCAGGAAGAAAGCCUUCAUCGCCUGUGGAACCAGCCGGUCGGAGCCUGAGCAGAGCGGGAGGGAGGACGGCCUGGUUGCAGGACAUGCCUACAGCAUCACAGCAGUGAAGAAGCUGACCACUCCGAGGGGGAGGGUGCCCCUGGUCCGAAUUCUGAACCCCUGGGGCUGUGGACAGAGCAUGGAGUGGACAGGGGACUGGAGCGAUGACUCUCCGCUGUGGGAUGAGAUCCCGUUGUGGACCAGGGAGUCUUUUGGGUUCACCAAAAAAGAAGAUGGAGAAUUCUGGAUGAAGUUUGACGAUUUCUGCGAGCGAUUUGCCAAUGUCACUGUGCUCACCCUUGGACCAGAUUUUGACUGUGAUGGCAGCGCAGAUGCAGGUAGCCUUCUGGAGGUGAAAGGUCGGUGGGUGUCAGGGGUCAAUGCAGGGGGCUGCCGUAACAACCUGCCGAUGUACACGAGCAACCCACAGCACCCGAUCACAGUCCUAGAGACGGCUACUGUGCCACACGGUCAGGGGACUGCUGAAGACGAGGGGUGCUCCGUCCUGGUCUGCCUCCUCCAGAACUUCAACAGGGGGAACAGGAGACUGGAACCUAGAAUGAACCCCAUCGGAAUGCAGGUUUACAAGAGCGGUGACCCCAAGACCCCCCUGACCUCUGCGCUACUGGUUCGACAGCGGGAGGUGUCUGACUCGGGCCCCUACGUGGCACAGCGGAGUGUUAAUCUACGCUGCCAGCUGUCCGCAGGGAGCUACACCAUCAUCCCCAGCACCUUCAACCCGGACGCCCCUGGAGAUUACAUGCUGCGCAUAUUCACAGAGUCUCCUGUGCAGCUGCACCAGGGACACCACCUCUCCGCCUGUCCGCUGUGAGCAGGCAUUAGAGAGGGCUAGUGCUGGCUGUGCAAGGUUACAGGAUGAAACGGAUCAUUCUCAAAGAAAAAAAAAACAGCUGUGCGUUGGUUUAAUUGAACAUUGUAUUGAGAGAGAAGAAUAUGGGUUGCACGUAUUAUCAGUACAAAAAACGUAUAUACAAAAUACAAUAAAAAAUGUGUCCUUUUGAAGUACAGUUGAAAAGUUGUCUUACUGCAAGUGCUGACUUAGACUGUAUAUUUACAUAUUUACAAAUAAAGCGUGUAUAAAAAAAAUCAAAGCUAGGUCAGUUAUAAAAAUCCACCUGAGCAAUCAGAGAAUUGGCAUUGUCCUUGCUUGUCAAAAUACAAAUAGUAACUUUAAAAUAAGCCGAAGUCGCUCAGAUUGAGAUCAUCGUAGAACACUUCUGAGAGGUAGUUAGUGGGCGGGAUGAAGUUCUCUUCCUGCUGCUGCUGCUGGUGCAUCUGCUGCAUGGGCACUGUCUGAUCUGCCCUGGCGUAGACCACAGUUUGGCUCCUCUGUGGCGCUGCAACGGUGGCACUGCACCCUGCUACCUCCCCUGAAUAGUCCUGGCUUGCAACAUACUGGCUGAAGGCACGGUCCCAGUAAGAUGGAUCUGGGCUCUCCACUUUAGGCUCAGGCUGAAAGAAGAAGCUGUUUUCAACCCAGAACUGGCCGUAAAAGCCCGGCUGUACAUCCAAGCUGAACUGCGUGGGUACGGGUCCAGCAGCCAGGUCGUCUUGGGGAGGAGAUCCCGGGACGGACUGGCCUGGGCUCACUGACCCCCAGUAGGAGCCCUGGGUGA